AUGACACCAACAACAGCAACGUCGGCCUCAGCGACGGCAUCUCCUACCUGUAUUGAUAUCGCCCCUGGUAAGAAUGGAUAUCUACCUCCAGAGGCAUGCGGCUCGCUUCUUUUCUACGAGCCGUCUUUCGGGGCAGCGAUUUUGUUCGCCGUUUUAUUUGGUCUCACAACAUUAGCUCAUAUAAUUCAGGCUUUUGUGUACAAUAAGCGUUACGCAUGGGUGGUCAUCAUGGGUGCCACGUGGGAGCUUUUGGCUUUCGUUUUCCGGGUUAUGCAGACGCGUCAUCAAAACCAGGACAUUUGGGAUACCAUGUACGAGCUAUUCUUUCUAUUAGCACCCAUUUGGAUCAACGCAUUCAUCUACAUGACACUCGGCCGCAUGAUCUACUACUUCUUGCCGCAUCAAAGACUCGCAAAAAUUUCUGCGCGCCGUUACGGAAUGUUGUUCGUCUUCUUAGACAUCUUAGCAUUCUUGGUCCAAGUUGCCGGCGCCUCGAUGUCAACCAAUGACAGCAUGGGCCAAAAGUUCGUCAUGCUCGGACUUCAUCUCUACAUGGGCGGCAUUGGGCUGCAAGAGCUCUUCAUCCUCUGCUUUCUAGGCCUGACCAUCAAGCUCCAACGGAAAGUAUCUGUAUUGAGAUACAUGGAGGGCGGGGAAGAUGUCAAAACGCCGGUUCGACAAGGCCUUUUCCAUCCUUCGCGACUAUUCUAUGCGGUUUAUUUCGCUCUUGCUAUGAUUUCCGUCCGGAUCAUCUUUCGACUCUGUCAGUAUGCGCGGGGGUAUGAUGAGGCAAAUCCGGUUUUGACGACCGAGUCGUAUGAGUAUGUUUUGGAUGCGGCGCCAAUGUUUUUGGCUCUGCUUGCGCUGAACAUGUUUCAUCCGGGGCAAAUUAUUCGGGGGGAGAGGUCGGAUUUCCCAAGGCUAACUCGUGCUGAGAAGAGGGAGCUUAAGCAGCAGAGGAAGGAUAUGAAAAGGGACAAGAAGAGGAUGAAAAGAGAGUUUGAUUUGGAGAACUGA
Aspergillus affinis is the source of this 1017-nucleotide messenger RNA. Its product is annotated as RTA1 domain-containing protein. Gene Ontology annotation, cellular component: membrane. NCBI's taxonomy places the organism in Eukaryota, Fungi, Ascomycota, Eurotiomycetes, Eurotiales, Aspergillaceae. The transcript has 3 exons. Bases 1 to 1017 code for a protein of 338 amino acids. The record is from RefSeq and is a predicted model, not a curated record.